Molecule: messenger RNA, 405 nt
Organism: Pocillopora meandrina
Lineage: Eukaryota; Metazoa; Cnidaria; Anthozoa; Scleractinia; Pocilloporidae
Source: the annotation of a GenBank genome assembly
AUGCAAACUGGCAGAUUUUGUUUCAAACAGCUAGACUUAAAUUACGAGGUAGUAAUUACCAUUCGGUUUUCGUGGGCGCACCUAAUGGAAAACAUAGGGGCGUCGAAGAUAGUAUUAAUCCUUAGUGGAAUUUCCAGAGAUCAAUUGAUUGUGGGAAGACUAAAAAAGUUUGUCCAAAGCAAGGAAAGACUGAAGAAGUCAUUUUGUGAGGUAGACCUGAUAUUUAUGCCAUCGAGAACUCUAUCGGCUUUUCUCCCAUUCUCUCAUAAGUGGUAUUCUGGGUUUCCCGGAGAAGGACUACGCGUUUUGCAGCUUGGAAAUUCAUUCGUGGUAAAAUCUAAUAAGCCCGAAGAAUGUGCUGAUCCUUUUGUAAGUAGAAACAACUGGUAUAAUGCGACAAGCUGA